Labeo rohita (rohu) is the source of this 1568-nucleotide messenger RNA. RefSeq names its product C3a anaphylatoxin chemotactic receptor-like. Gene Ontology annotation, molecular function: complement component C3a receptor activity; G protein-coupled receptor activity. Lineage: Eukaryota; Metazoa; Chordata; Actinopteri; Cypriniformes; Cyprinidae. Gene Ontology annotation, biological process: inflammatory response; complement receptor mediated signaling pathway; positive regulation of cytosolic calcium ion concentration. The record is from RefSeq and is a predicted model, not a curated record. Gene Ontology annotation, cellular component: plasma membrane. The coding region runs from base 250 to 1299 and encodes 349 amino acids. The transcript has 3 exons.
UGAUAUAAGCAUAGUUAGAUUUCCUGAGAAUGAGUUGAAUGUCUGAAUGUCUCAAUAAGAAGUUCUGACAGGGUUUGGAUUGUUUCAUUACAAAGUGACUUCGAACAGAAAGCAUUACGUGAAAGCAUGUGAUGAGUUUCUCUCUCUUAUCCUCUCUUAUGAAGAUAUUUAACCAAGUGAUACAGACCAGACCAGUUUUCAACUCGCAGUACAACUCAAACAACUGCCUUUUCAACAAAUAAAGCCAAAAUGAACAAAACUGAAGCCCUAACAGCCAACAGCGAAAAUGCCACAGUGAAAUACUUAAAGUAUGUCAAUGUUUCCCUCCACUGCAUAAUAUGUGUGCUUGGUGUUGUUGGCAAUGGAAUGGUCAUCUACAUCGCAGGCCUCAAAAUGAAAAGGACCGUCAAUACUAUCUGGUUUUUGAACCUGGCGAUAGCCGACUUCCUGUUUUCAUUUUUCCUGAUCUUUAAUAUCAUUUACGAAUACCGUAAUUUGGACUGGCCUUUUGGUGACUUUAUGUGCAUGUUGAGUAGCCUGGUGAUCAUGCUGAAUACGUUUGCCAGUACUUUCCUGCUGGCAGCGAUCAGUCUGGACCGCUGCCUGUCCACCUGGGUGGUUGUGUGGGCCCGGACCAAACGAACUGUCCUGAAAGUGAGGAUAAUUUGCCUGCUUAUUUGGUUGGCAGCAGUUGCUUGCAGUCUGCCUUUAGUCAUUAAGCGGAAAACACAUUCCAAUUCUUCAAAACAAAUCCUGUGCAUACCUGGCUUUUCGGGACUGGAAGCCUACAAGAGAGCGGCAGUGUUCCGUUUUGUGGUGGGUUUCCUCAUCCCGUUCAUCAUAAUUUUGGCUUCUUAUGUGGCGAUUGGAGUACGAGUUAAGCGCCUCCGGAAAAACAAUAAACUAAAACCCUUCCGUAUUAUCCUAGCAGUCAUCCUGGCCUUCUUCUUCUGCUGGCUUCCCUUUUAUGUUUACACAUUCCUCGAACUGUGGUUGAUUGAAAAGACUAAGAAAUACCCAUUAGCUGAGCUAACCAAGAUUAAGAAUGUUUCCAGCCAGAUAGGGCUCUUCAUAGUCAGUCUUGCCUACUUAAACAGUUGCUUGAAUCCCUUCUUGUAUGUAUUCAUGUGUGAAGAGUUUAAGAAAAAGCUCAGGCAGUCUUUGGUGAUGGUGUUCGACAGCGCAUUCGCAGAGGAACACCUGGCUCUCUUCUCGCAACAUUCCCAAUCCCAACGCAAAUCUCAUUCCCAGAGUGGAUCGGGUCCCUGUCUGACCCAGACUUUGACACUUGAGGGUUAAAUUAAACAUUCACGGUACCAAAUGUGUGUAUAAAUUAAAUAAGCUAUGUAAACAAAAUAUUAACAGUGUGUUCUUCAUCAUUUUUUUGUCACAUUCUGAGAUGAUUAAUGGAAGCUGAUGUGCCAACUAUUAGAAAUUAUAGAUAUGGGGUGCCAUAGCUGAAGCUAAAUUUGCAUUAAUGUCAAGAAAGUAGUAAUUGUAUUGUGUGUUUGAUCUCAUUUCCAUGGAUCACUAUUUUAUAGUGAACUAAAAUGUAUAAAAAACACUGU